AUGCUUGAAGCUAAAUUCACCGAAGCUGGUUUAUUCAAAAGAAUUAUCGACUCCUUCAGAGACUGUGUCCAAUUGAUCAACUUCAAUUGUUCGGAGAAAGGUAUCGCCGCACAAGCAGUCGAUGACUCGCGUGUGCUUCUAGUCUCGCUCUCCAUCAAAGUGGAGGCCUUUGAAGAAUUCAGAGCCGACAGAAACAUCGUUCUAGGAUGCGAUUUGACUAACCUCAGCAAGAUCCUACGUUGUGGUAACAACUCGGACAACUUGACUCUGAUCGCAGAAGACUCCCCAGAUUCCAUCCUAAUCCUCUUCGAAGACACCAAGAGAGACCGUGUCAGCGAAUACUCGCUGAAAUUGAUGGAAAUCGAAACCGAUUUCUUGGAAAUCUCUGAUAUGAAGUACGAAUCCUACAUCACAAUGCCAUCUGCAGACUUCGCUAAGACAGUACGUGACUUGAGUCAGCUCAGCGACUCCAUCAACAUCUUGGUUACCAAGGACACCAUCAAGUUCGCCGCUGAAGGUGAUAUCGGAAGCGGGUCCAUCGUCAUGAAGCCAUUCACCGAUCUAGACCACCCUCAAAACUCCAUCAAGGUCACCAUCGAAAAGCCAGUCGACUUGAGGUUCGGUGCCAAAUACUUGAACGAUAUCAUCAAGGGCUCCACCCUUUCGGACACAAUUACCAUCAAGUUGUCGGAGGAAGCCCCAGCUUUGUUCCAAUUCGAUAUUUCAAGCGGUAACUUGCAAUUCUACUUGGCUCCAAAGUUCGACGAGGAAGAGUAA
Molecule: messenger RNA, 777 nt
Organism: Kluyveromyces marxianus DMKU3-1042
Lineage: Eukaryota; Fungi; Ascomycota; Saccharomycetes; Saccharomycetales; Saccharomycetaceae
Gene: POL30
Product: proliferating cell nuclear antigen
Exons: 1
Coding region: 1-777 (258 amino acids)
Biological process (GO): mismatch repair; leading strand elongation; translesion synthesis
Cellular component (GO): PCNA complex
Molecular function (GO): DNA polymerase processivity factor activity; DNA binding
Source: RefSeq, a predicted model, not a curated record